Molecule: messenger RNA, 3074 nt
Organism: Vicugna pacos (alpaca)
Lineage: Eukaryota; Metazoa; Chordata; Mammalia; Artiodactyla; Camelidae
Gene: NUDT21
Product: nudix hydrolase 21
Biological process (GO): mRNA 3'-end processing
Cellular component (GO): mRNA cleavage factor complex
Molecular function (GO): mRNA binding
Source: RefSeq, a predicted model, not a curated record
CCGGCGUGCGUACGCCUCCUCUUGCGCUCUCAUCUUAAUGGCGGGCGGCGGCUGCUGAGUGGGACGUAGAUAACCGCUGCCGGCACAGGGAAAGUCUCCCUGCCUUCCCCUUUCCACUCGCAGCUAGCGCCGGAGCUCGCCAGCAUGUCCGUGGUGCCGCCCAAUCGUUCGCAGACUGGUUGGCCCCGGGGGGUCAACCAAUUCGGCAACAAGUACAUCCAGCAGACCAAGCCCCUCACCCUGGAGCGUACCAUCAACCUGUACCCUCUUACCAAUUAUACUUUUGGUACAAAAGAGCCCCUCUAUGAGAAGGACAGCUCUGUUGCAGCCAGAUUUCAGCGUAUGAGGGAGGAAUUUGAUAAAAUUGGCAUGAGAAGGACUGUAGAAGGGGUUCUGAUUGUCCAUGAGCACCGACUACCCCAUGUGUUACUGCUACAGCUGGGAACAACUUUCUUCAAAUUACCUGGUGGUGAACUUAACCCUGGAGAAGAUGAAGUUGAAGGACUAAAACGCUUAAUGACAGAGAUACUGGGUCGUCAAGAUGGAGUCCUGCAAGACUGGGUCAUUGAUGACUGCAUUGGUAACUGGUGGAGACCAAAUUUUGAACCUCCUCAGUAUCCAUAUAUUCCUGCACAUAUUACAAAACCUAAGGAACAUAAGAAGUUGUUUUUGGUUCAACUUCAAGAGAAAGCCUUAUUUGCAGUUCCUAAAAAUUACAAGCUAGUAGCUGCACCACUGUUUGAACUGUAUGACAAUGCGCCUGGAUAUGGACCCAUCAUUUCUAGUCUCCCUCAGCUUUUGAGCAGGUUCAAUUUUAUAUACAACUGAAUUCCUGUGCAACGGAGAAGAAAGAGAAACCAUCUCUGUGAGCACAGCUAUACACAGUGUAGAAUAAACAUGCUAGGAAGGUUUUUUUGGUUUUAUCUCUUUCCCAGUCCCAAAAUUGCCACCUACUUUUUGUUGUUUGAAUAGUAAAGUUAAUAUGGAAAACUAAAUUGUGGUAUAAACAAAUGUGAUGAUGUUUAAUUUACUUUUGGUUUUACUCAUACUUUUUUUGUACAACAUUAAAGAAAGUAGACUUCUUUCUAUUUGUUUUUUUGUUGUUGUUUUGUUUUUUAGUUUCACAUUAAAUUUGUGAAAUUCUUACAGGUGAGGAUCUUACCCCACCCUCUCCCGCCACUGAACAUUAAGAGACAAUGGCAGGUCAAGUUUAUGGGACCCUUGCUCUGAUACCACUCUUGGGGGUAUACUCCAAGACUAUUAUAGAUCUUUGUGCUGAGGAUCUUCUGGGAACUAGAGUUUCUUGAUUUGAGUCUGAGGUGCAAUUCCUGUACCAAAUUUUAUACUCAUGAUGAGUUAUAUUACAGCAGAACUCCCAGUAUAUUGCUGACUGGUACAUUUCAUACCAGUACAGCUAGACCUUAGUUCACAAACAAUGGACCUUAAUUAAGUAUAUGGGAAGCUAUUAAAAUUGUCUGGGUCAGGGAAAGUCAUGGGAAUUGGUAUAAAAAGAGACUGAUCAGUACUCAUUUAGAGUUUUUCCCCCUACAUAAUGGGGGUAUUCAUUAUUUGUGCUGUUGUGAAAUUGUUUUAGACAUUCUUAGGGCUAUGGUAAAAUGGUGAUUUGUGAAGGAAGGUUCUAAAAGUGGGUCUGUUAAUAUUUUGAACUCUUAGAUUGUAAAGUUAUUUCAAUUAAUGUGAAGUUGUAUCCAUAGAGAUGAGAAUUUGGUUUUAACAGUGACACAAAGCCUUUUCAUAAAAUAUUUUGGAAUGAACUGAAUCAGAAUUAGAUUUUGUCAGUCUAAGAGAACAGUACCAAAUUUUGAAAACUUUUAAAAACAUUGCUAAAUUAGGAUCAAAUUUGAGGGAAUAAAAAAAAUCUUAGAGCAAAGGGAUUUACUGGCUGUGUUAUUGCUUAAUGGUCAAAGUAUAUUGUGUAUGCCUUACUACAAACUGUUGACUGUAGGUUAAGUAAUGGAAAUCUUAUACAGCUACUUAAAAGAGAUUGAUAAAGUUAUGUUUUUAAUAGACAGAAAUGAACUUUUGAUUAUUUGUACAUCUUUAUGGUACUGAUCACAGGGCUGUUCUGAAUAUUGGGUGAUGUGAAAGAUAACAUCAUAUAUUCUUCCAUACUCAGACUUGAGAAAAGUAGACCAAGAGCACCUGAGCAAUUACAUUUAUAAACAUUCAAGUUUAUUUAGUUGAGGUCCUGUCAAACCUUCACACAGUUGUGUAUCAAGUAGUGACUUAGUAGUAGGUGAGCACCAGUCUCAGACCAAAAAUGACCAGUGGUUUCCUUUGAAAAAGGCACUAGUUCUGUGGAUAGUCCUUCUCCUUCAGGGGCUAACAGUCCUGUCCCUCUAGUUUAUAUUAGCAUGUUUCAAACUUACUGUAAUUUUAUUGUGGGCUCACUGAUGAGUUGUACAAGAUUAGGGAAUGCAGAGAUGGAGAUGGCUCGAUCCAGCUGACCUUCCAUGAUUCCUUCCGGCAUCCAAGUGAAAAGCUGCUGUGACUACUUUCAGGUGUGUUAGCUCUUGUCAUCUGGCGAGGCUGGGGAGAGGUGGACUUUUUCUUGGUGUGAUUUAUAAAGUGCUAUCAGUAAGGAGUGUUUGAGUUGAAGAGUCAUCUGAUUCGAGGCCACUCGUGUCCUUUUGUAACUUAAGCUUUGACCUAGAAAUUCUUUUUUGAUCAUUACUUCCCAAUAUUAAGUGCUUCAGUUAGUCAUCCAUACCCUGGGGCUUAGGUGAGAAAAACACUAAGUUGACUGAGUUACUAACUUUGGAAUAUAAGAGAUCUGGUUUUGAAUGUAAAAUCCAUAACAAAUUUUUAAAACUGAUUUUGAACUGGUCAGUUAUAGUUGUAUCCCAAUACUCUCGUUUGGUUUCCUGAUGAAAAUAGUAGAACUAGGGGAGUUCAAAUCUGAUGUGUUCCUACAGCAUUAGAAGAGUGUACAAGGGUACUGUUUAACACUAAGCUCUUUUGAUGUGUAAGUUCUUACCACACUUCUCCAAAAACAGUCUUAAAUUGUGCAUUCCAGUUCUCUGCAUAAUAAAUACUGACUAAUUUUUAAAUGA